CAACUAACUAAGCGACUUGACAAAAAAAAAAUGGAGUUGCCGGAGGGAUGCAUCGCGAACAUUAUUGCUCGCACCACGCCCAAAGACGCAUGCAGGCUCUGCGCCGUUUCCAAGCUCUUCAAAUCCGCCGCUGAUUCUGACUAUGUCUGGGGUCGUUUCCUCCCUUCCGAUGUCGUUUCCCUCGUUUCCCACUCUCAAUCUCACUCUUCCUUGAUCACACUCUCUACUUCCAAUAAAUCCCUCUAUCUCGCCCUCUCCGAUAGCCCAAUCGUCAUCGACCAGGGUAAAAUGAGCUUUCAAUUGGACAAAAAGAGUGGGAAAAAGUGCUACAUGCUAGCUGCUAGAGCUCUGACCAUUGUUUGGGGUGACACUCCGCGAUACUGGCAAUGGAUACCCUUGGAAGAGUCCAGGUUCUCAGAAGUUGCUCGACUGGAACAUGUGUGGUGGCUUGAGAUUCGCGGGGUGUUGAGUACCCUUGUCCUAACCCCAAAUACUCACUAUGCAGCUUAUCUUGUGUUCAGUAUGGAGGAAGACAGAAUUGGAUUUCAAGACUGUCCUGUGGAGUUAUCAAUAGGCAUGCUAGGUGGUGAGGCUAGCACCAAGAAUGUGAUUCUUGAUCCAGAAUCAGACGGGGUACGGCAGCUUCCAAAUCUAAGAGGUAAUCCCUGGCUGGAGAUUGAGUUUGGGGUGUUUUUUGUUUCGAGCACAGAAGAUGAACAAGUUCAAAUGAGUGUUGUGGAAACUGAGGCUGGUGUCCUAAAGAGUGGUCUCAUCAUUGAAGGAAUUGAAUUUAGGCCAAAGGAAGAUAAUUAAUUAAGAAGCCAAGCCAUCGUUGAUUUGCACCAACAUAACUGCAAACUCUUUCUGAAGAUUUUAAUGGCAUUAUUUCUUUUUGUUAUUCUCAUUACUAAUAUUGAGGAAGGCUAGGCGAACAAUUUUAAAAAUUGGUCUAAUUACUCUGUAAGUUCCUAUAGUUUCGCUAAAUUUUUAAUUAGGUCUCUAUAAUUUUUUUUUUCUUUUGAUCGAGUCUUUGCACCAAAUUUUUUUUAAUUGGGUCUUUACACCUUUUUUUUCUUUUAUUUGGGUCCCUGUAAUAUUUUUUUUAGUUGGGUCCCUAUAAAAUUAAGUCAAUUAUUGUCAAGAGGGAUUUAAUUGAAAAAAAAUUUAGUGUAAGGACCCCAUUAAAAGAAAAAAAGGUACAAAGACUUAAUUGAAAAUGGUGCAAAACUAUAGAGACCAACAAAGUAAUUAAAUGAGUUAAUACUCAAAAUGGUCCCUAAAAUUUGGAGACAGACUAACCUCCAAAAUUUCAAUUGACUCAAUUUGAAUCCCCAAAUUCGAAUAAAUGACUCACGUUAGCCCUUC
Molecule: messenger RNA, 1365 nt
Organism: Arachis stenosperma
Lineage: Eukaryota; Viridiplantae; Streptophyta; Magnoliopsida; Fabales; Fabaceae
Product: putative F-box protein PP2-B12
Exons: 3
Coding region: 31-813 (260 amino acids)
Molecular function (GO): protein binding
Source: RefSeq, a predicted model, not a curated record